Molecule: messenger RNA, 1744 nt
Organism: Xenopus laevis (African clawed frog)
Lineage: Eukaryota; Metazoa; Chordata; Amphibia; Anura; Pipidae
Gene: farsa.S
Product: phenylalanyl-tRNA synthetase subunit alpha S homeolog
Biological process (GO): tRNA aminoacylation; phenylalanyl-tRNA aminoacylation
Cellular component (GO): cytosol; phenylalanine-tRNA ligase complex; cytoplasm
Molecular function (GO): tRNA binding; nucleotide binding; aminoacyl-tRNA ligase activity
Source: RefSeq, marked provisional
GCCGGCAGCAUGGCAGAUAACUCAGUGUCGGAGCAGCUGUUACAGAGGCUACAAGAUGGAGGCAGUAAAGGCGUGGAUAGCCUGGAACUAGCGGCGUUGCUCGGUGUGGAACAUCAGCAGGUGGUGGGGGCAGUGAAGAGCCUGCAGUGUCUGGGAGAGAUAAUCCAGGCAGAACAGCGCUCCAGCAAGAAAUGGGAGCUCAGCUCAGAAGGGGAAGAGAUUGGCCGUGAGGGAAGCCAUGAGGCCCGGGUGUUCCAGACUCUGCCCAAAGAAGGCUUGCUGCAAGCUCAGCUAAUGAAGCAGCCCUUCUCUAAAGUUGGCUUCAGUAAAGCCAUGUCCAACAAAUGGAUCCGACUGGAUAAAGCAGCAGAAGGAGGGCCCCGCAUCUACAGAGUGGUGGACUCCAUAGAGGACACAGUUAAGGAAAAGCUACAGCUGAUCCUCAAGGGAAGGGCUGAUGAUGUGAAUGAGAAGGACAGGAACGAGCUGAAGAAGAGGAAACUUGUCAAUGAAGUGACGGUUAAAUCCUACUGGGUGACAAAGGGAUCCGGCUUCAGCACAAGCAUCACCAAGCAAGAGACUGAUCUGACCCCAGAAAUGAUUGCCAGUGGAUCCUGGAGGGAGAAGCAGUUCAAGGGCUAUAACUUUGACGCUCUGGGUGUGAUGCCGGAGUGCGGCCAUCUGCACCCGCUAUUGAAGGUGCGCACUCAGUUCCGGCAGAUCUUUCUGGAAAUGGGAUUCACAGAGAUGCCAACCAAUAACUUCAUCGAGAGCUCUUUCUGGAACUUUGAUGCUCUGUUCCAGCCUCAGCAGCACCCUGCCCGAGAUCAGCACGACACCUUCUUCCUGCAAGAUCCAGCCUUAGCCACAGAGUUUCCUAUGGAAUAUCUGGAAAGAGUUAAGAAGGUUCAUUCUGAAGGAGGAUAUGGAUCCCAAGGGUACAAAUACGACUGGAGCAUCCAUGAGGCACAAAAGAACAUUCUGAGGACACACACUACAGCUGUGAGCGCUCGGAUGCUGUACAAGCUGGCACUGCAGAAAGAUUUCACCCCUGUGAAGUAUUUCUCCAUCGACCGGGUGUUCAGAAACGAGACGCUCGAUGCGACGCACUUGGCCGAGUUCCACCAGAUUGAGGGGGUGGUGGCAGAUCGGGGUUUAACCCUGGGGAACCUUAUGGGAGUCCUAAAGGAAUUCUUUCAUAAACUAGGAAUCACAAAACUGCGCUUCAAGCCGGCCUACAACCCUUACACAGAGCCAAGUAUGGAAGUGUUCAGUUACCACGAAGGGUUAAAGAAAUGGGUGGAAGUUGGAAAUUCCGGGCUUUUUAGGCCGGAGCUGCUGCUGCCGAUGGGUCUGCCGGAAGACGUGAAUGUGCUUGGUUGGGGCUUGUCGCUGGAAAGGCCUACAAUGAUCCGAUACGGGAUAAAAAACAUCCGCGAGCUGGUGGGACACAAAGUCAACUUGCAGAUGGUUUACGACAGCCCUAUUUGCCGCCUGGAUGCUUGAUGACGAAGAACAUGUGCAAUGCAAGAACUUCCUGGGGAAUACAUAGGGUUUUCUGAUAGGAUACAGCUCCAUUGUCUAUUUAUACUUGAGUACAUGAGGCAAAUCAGUUCUUUUUCUAUAUAGUCUGACUUUAUACAGACUCGGAGACACUUUAGCAUAACUCCUGUAUUGGUUUGAUGGUUGGCCAGUGUGCAAAGGGCGGGUUACAUAAAUACAAAGUAAAUCUUAUUCUGUUCUA